Molecule: messenger RNA, 2085 nt
Organism: Trichobilharzia szidati
Lineage: Eukaryota; Metazoa; Platyhelminthes; Trematoda; Strigeidida; Schistosomatidae
Source: the annotation of a GenBank genome assembly
AUGGGCGAGCUAGAUCAAUUGCGUCAGGAAACUGAGCAACUUAAGAGUCAAAUCAGAGAAGCACGGAGAGUUGCUGCUGAUAUUACUUUGCAACAAGCAACUGCGGAUGUGGAGUAUAUUAACCGUACUCAACUGCGAAGCAGGAGGACUUUGCGGGGCCACCUGGCAAAAAUAUAUGCCAUGCAUUGGUGUUCGGAUUCGCGUAAUCUAGUAUCAGCUUCGCAAGAUGGAAAAUUAAUUGUAUGGGAUGGAUAUACUACCAACAAGGUUCAUGCUAUUCCUCUGAGAAGCAGCUGGGUUAUGACAUGCGCAUACUCACCCUCGGGUAAUUAUGUAGCAUGUGGCGGUUUGGACAACAUAUGUUCAAUAUAUAGCCUAAAAACACGUGAAGGCAAUGUUCGGGUUAGUCGGGAGCUUCCUGGCCACACUGGUUAUCUGUCUUGUUGCCGUUUUGUGAAUGAUAGCCAGAUAGUUACCACAUCAGGUGAUGGGACUUGUGCACUUUGGGAUAUUGAAACUGGACAACAGAUUGCUUCUUUUACCGGACACACAGGAGAUGUGAUGAGCUUAAGUCUUGCACCAAAUCUCCAGACAUUUAUUUCGGGUGCAUGUGAUGCUUCUGCAAAGUUAUGGGAUUUACGAGAUGGUCAGUGUAAGCAAACAUUUUCUGGACAUGAAUCUGAUAUCAAUGCUAUCAACUACUUUCCAAAUGGCAUGGCUUUUGCAACAGGUAGUGAUGAUGCUACAUGUCGCCUAUUCGAUAUACGAUCUGAUCAAGAAGUUGGAAUGUAUAGUCAUGAUAAUAUUAUCUGUGGAAUUACAAGUGUAGCUUUCAGCAGAAGUGGUCGACUUCUUCUCGGUGGAUAUGAUGAUUUUAAUUGCAAUAUUUGGGAUACAUUAAAACAAGAACGCUGUGGUGUUCUAGCUGGUCAUGACAACCGGGUGUCUUGCUUAGGUGUUACUGAAGAUGGUAUGGCAGUAUGCACUGGAUCAUGGGAUAGCUUCCUAAGAAUUUGGAAUUAAAACAAAAACAACAGCAAAAACAACAAAAAGAAGCUAACUUCCUCAUGUAUCGUAUGUGUUGCUGACCGUCGCCAACGCCAACACCGCCGCUGCCGCUGCCGCCAAUAUUUCGCAGAACAAAAAGCAACUAAAAUCAUCUGCAAUUUCGACAUCGUUUACUUUUUAUUUAUUUCUCGUACAUCAAAUUUGAAUUUUUGCCUAAUGUUAUUAUUACUGUUAUUAUUUUCUGUUUUGAAUUUCACGCCACCAACAGCUGCUUCUCUUUAUAUUCUUAUGCAAAAUUUAGGGUAACUAAAUAAUUUUAUGAGAAUGUCCAUAUACAUAUAUAUAAUCGAUCAUUCACUGUUGAGAAGAUGAAUACUCGCUUUAUAUAUGAAUCUUUUUUCGUUCCAGUGACUUCUCCUACUUAAAAGUCUAAGCAUUUCUGUGCUUCUGCAGACUGACUUUCUUAUUAUUAUAUAUGCCAGUGUCUUUUAUAAUAACAACUACAACAACAACACAACCCUAUGAUGAUUUGUAUGAUUUCUCUAUUUUUUUGUCUAAUUUGAGGUUUUGUUGUGUGUGUUUGUAAUGUGUUGUGUUGUCUCUUUUGUUUGUGAGUAGUAAAAUUAGGUGUGUAUUUCUUGCGAAAAUUUCUACUUUUGCGCCUAACAUAUGCUGCUUAUUAUUAUUAUCAUCAUUAUUUUUGGUGCGUAUGUUCUGAUUUUUAAAUCAUUGUUUCGCGAUUUACGGGGAAAGGGGGAAUGAUUAAUUCUGCUUCUCUCUUUACAUACGGUCUCUCCUGCUUGUGUCUCCUCCUACACCCCUCCUCUCGUAUGUGUGUAAAGCUGAUUUUUAAAUGCGUUUUGCAUGUUUAUUAUUAUUAUUAUUUUUUCGUUGUCUGGCUUUUUGUAUAUUCAUGAAACUAGUCAUUUCUUAUUUGGCAUUCACAGAUAUGAACAUUAUAUAUAUCUAUCUAUCUAUGUAUAUCGCUUCAGACUAUAAUUUGCCUUUAUGUUUCAAUGUUUCUUUUAUUUUAAUCAUUAUUGUCUUAGGAAUACAAUUGGGGUUUCCCGUCGGUGG